This is a messenger RNA of Xenia sp. Carnegie-2017, 1450 nucleotides long. Its product is annotated as kelch domain-containing protein 3-like. The transcript has 12 exons. The record is from RefSeq and is a predicted model, not a curated record. Gene Ontology annotation, molecular function: chromatin binding; protein binding. Gene Ontology annotation, cellular component: cytoplasm. Bases 85 to 1224 code for a protein of 379 amino acids. NCBI's taxonomy places the organism in Eukaryota, Metazoa, Cnidaria, Anthozoa, Malacalcyonacea, Xeniidae.
GUUUAUGGUUUCGAAAUGAACGAUGAUGCAGCUUUCAUUCCUUCAAACACACGAAUGCAAUGAAUACUCAUACAUUAUAACGAUAUGAGGUGGACGGUUGUUUGUAGAGAUGGUCCACGUCGUGUCAACCAUGCUGCAGUAGCCGUAAAUGAUCGGUAUGUCUUCACUUUCGGAGGCUUUUGCUCUGGCGAAGACUACACAAGGAUCUUAAAAAUGGAUGUUCACAUGUUCGAUUUGCAUAAGCUAAAAUGGAUGAAGGUGUCGAAUGUAGAAAGCGACGAUUAUGAUUCUACGCCGUUCAUGAGAUACGGUCACACAGCUUCAAUUGUUGGUCGUAAAAUAUAUAUCUUUGGUGGACGAAACGAAGUGUACGGGGCAUGUAAUCGAGUGUUUACAUUUGGCAUAAAUACAUUCAAAUGGUCCAUACCAAAUGUCUAUGGUACCAUUCCACCUCCUCAUGAUGGCCAUUCAGCUUGUGUCAUUGCUUGCAACAUUUAUAUAUUUGGUGGUUACACUGAUUGGUUGCAACGCUAUUCAAAAGAUAUUUACAUUUUCAACACAGAAAAACUGACCUGGACACAUCCGCAAGUAUAUGGUGAAGCACCGAGCUGGCGAGACUUUCACACAGCAACAGCUAUGGGAAAAUAUAUGUACAUAUUUGGUGGAAGAGGUGACAUGAUGGGUGAAAUACAUUCCAAUCAAGACGUUUAUGAUAAUAAAAUAGUAGCUUUUGACACAGACAAAUACACUUGGCAACACAUCAAAACAAGCGGAAGCAUCCCUUUGGGUCGACGCAGUCAUUCAGCAGUUGCACGUGGAAAUUGUAUUUAUAUGUUUGGUGGCUAUAAUGGAUCUUUAAGGAAGCAUUUUAAUGAUAUAAUAAAAUUUAAUACAGAUACAAAAGAAUGGAAUUCCUUCGUCGUUUCCGGUGAACAUCCGUGUCCACGACGUCGACAUACUUGUUGUAUCUUACAGGAUAAGGUUAUUAUAUAUGGUGGAUCAAGCCCUGUGCAUUUUGAUGAAUAUGAAGGAGAACGGCAUUUGCAAGACCAUAACGAUUUGUUUGUUCUUGAUUUCAAUCCUUCUCUGAAAACACUGUGCCAGCUCGCGUUAUUAAAGAAUCGUCUAGACUACAAUCUUCUUCCGCCGUUACUGCGUAAAGAGUUAGCUCUCAUGUCCACGAAGACAUCACAGCAAGAACAUCAUACACUUGCACAGGGUUAAUCUGGCCAACACCUUUUCGCGCUUUUUGUUCACUAGAAGGCGCUGAAAGCACUUAUUGUUUUCUAGGUCUGGAUAGCUUUCCCGAUGAUUUUUAAACGAAAUUAAGAAUAUUUUAUUUUAAGUCUGAAAACUUUUUCGAACUCUGGCCAAGUGAUCUAGUAAUAUUUUUAACUGUCAGCAUGUAGAGAAGAUUCUUACAAUCCAAAUAUAUAAUUUGUAUGGUUUA